AUGGGAUUAUAAUCAAGAAUUGGAAGAUUAGGUAUAUUCAUUUUCUUUGUUGGAUUUGCCAUUCAUUAAUUACAGAACCCCAAAACAGCAAUUACAUAAACGCAUGAAAAAACAAAUCAGUUUCUUUAACUCAUUGCAUAAUUAACAAAAAGCCCAUCGAUAUAAUUUUCAUUGGAAUCAAUACCUCUAGUUGUAUUUAGCUGUGCUGUAUUGAAAUUUUUAGUAGGCCUUGGUGUACUACUUAAAUGGAAUUAUGUAAAAUUCAUUGGAUCCAUCUAUUUACUUUCAGCUAUAUUUGUUGUACAUAAUCCAAUAUUUUCAUAAUCAUAUAAAGAUUCCAUCAUGUUUGUAGGAGCAUUAGGAGCAUUACAAUUUGCUUGAUUUAUAAAAGUUAAAAUAAAUAGAUUGUACAAUUAAAUUACAUUUGAAAAA
This is a messenger RNA of Paramecium tetraurelia, 432 nucleotides long. RefSeq lists its product as uncharacterized. The transcript is spliced from 2 exons. Lineage: Eukaryota; Ciliophora; Oligohymenophorea; Peniculida; Parameciidae. The record is from RefSeq and is a predicted model, not a curated record.